Prunus mume (Japanese apricot) is the source of this 2499-nucleotide messenger RNA. The record is from RefSeq and is a predicted model, not a curated record. NCBI's taxonomy places the organism in Eukaryota, Viridiplantae, Streptophyta, Magnoliopsida, Rosales, Rosaceae.
AUGGCUUGGUUGUCAUGGAUGUGCCUCCUCUUCAUGUUCUUUAAUACUUGUUCAUCAUCUAACUCUUCCUCUUCUCUGUCUUCAAAGCAUUUAUGCCAUCCUGACGAUAGCUCUGCUUUGCUUCAAUUCAAGAACUCCUUCUAUUCUAAUGGGACAAUUUUUUGGGAUAAAGGCAAGGAUUGUUGUGAAUGGAGUGGAGUUACUUGUGGAAAGGUGACUGGUCAUGUGAUCGGUCUCAACCUUGGUCUUAGUGGACUUCAAGGCAAUAUUCAUUCCAAUAGCAGUUUAUUCUUUCUUCGGCAUCUCAAUAGGUUAGAUAUCUCGAACAAUGAUUUCAGAGGUUCCCCAAUUUUGUCCAAGUUUGGUGGAUUUGAAAGUUUAACAUACCUUGACCUCUCUUUCUCUAAUUUCAAUGGGCCAGUCCCCCUAGAAAUUUCCCACCUUUCCAACUUAGUUUCACUCAAUCUCUCGCUACCUGAUGUGCGACUAGAUACUCUUAGCUUCAACAGAAUUGUUCAAAACCUAACCAAUCUUAGGGAGCUUAAUCUAUACACUAUUGACAUGUCAUCAGUUGUACUUGAUUCCUUCAACAAUCUGUCUUCUUCUUUGAACACCCUUAGACUCUCUAGGUGCAACUUGCAAGGAAAAUUUCCAGAAAGCAUUUUACGCCGACCAAACCUUCGAUCACUAUAUCUAGGUUAUAACCGUAAUCUCACAAGUUAUUUCCCCAAGUCUAACUGGAGCAGUCCAUUCGAAACCUUGCGGCUCUCUUAUACUAGAAUCUCAUUGGACCUCUCACAUAACGGUUUUGGGGGCCAAAUUCCAUGGUCGCUUCUAACGCUGGAGAGACUCACUAACUUGGAUCUUAGUGGUAACAAUUAUGUCGGUCAGUUUCCAGAAGUUGAUAGAAACUCGACAUCUAUCUCUUCUUUAUAUGAUUUUUCAGAAAAACAACAGGUGGUUCCUAUUCCUCAACACUUAACCAAGCUCGAUUUAUUUGAGAACUUACUCAACGGAACAAUACCAUCUUGGUUAGGUAGUUUGCCAUCAUUGGAGCAUGAUUCCAAUUUUGAACUUGAGAAGGUUACGGAGCUUGAUCUAUCAUCCAAUAACUUGAGUGGCAUUGUAGAGUUUGAAAAGUUUUCAAAACUCCAAAGUCUUUCUUACCUUAAUCUUUCCUCUAACCAUCUAUCCUUGAGUUUCCACCAUUUGAGUAACAACACUUGGCCUCAACUUUCGAUCCUAGCUUUGUCGUCUUGCAACAUCGUGUUCCCAUACUUUCUAAGAGCCUCACCAAACUUGGAGACGUUAGACCUUUCCCACAACAAAAUUCAAGGCGAAGUUCCCAAAUGGUUGUCAGAUGUGGUUAAAGAUUCGUUGAGGCAAUUGGAUCUUUCUUACAACUUUUUCACAGGUGCUGUAAGACAAUUUCGAUGGAAAAACCUUCGAUAUCUUAACCUUGGCAGCAAUUCGCUCCAAGGAGAGCUUCCAAUUCCACCACCUUCCACAUUUUUCUUUUUCAUAUCAAACAACCAAUUGACUGGAGAGAUACCUCCAACCAUUUGCAGCUUGAGUAGACUUCAAAUCCUUGAUUUGUCUAAUAAUAAAUUGAGUGGUAAAAUUCAUCAGUGCUUAGGAAACUUCAGUCAAAGCCUCUCUAUUUUGGAUUUGAGGAAGAAUAAAUUUGAUGGCAUGAUUCCUAUGACAUUUUCUAAGGGAAAUGUUUUGAGAAAUCUUGGCCUUGAUGGAAAUCAAUUGGAAGGACCCUUGCCACCAUCUUUGCUCACAUGUAGAGAUUUGGAAGUUCUAGACGUGGGAAACAACAAAAUUCAUGACACCUUCCCUAAUUGGCUGGAAUCUCUUCCCAAGUUGCAAGUUCUUAUCUUGAGGUCUGACAAAUUCCAUGGUGCAAUAGGAAAUCCGACAUCUAAGUUUCCAUUCCAAAAAUUGCACAUCAUGGACCUCUCCCACAAUCUGUUUAGUGGUCUUUUGCCAACAAAAUAUUUUGAAAAUUUAGCUGGGCUUAACUUUUCAAAUAAUGAGCUUACAGGUACAAUUCCACCCUCAUUUGGCGAAUUGAGCAAUCUUGAAUGGUUAGAUCUCUCUUCAAAUGGACUUGUUGGUGAGAUUCCGGGGCAAUCACUAUCAAGGUUCAACGUUUCAGAAAACCGACUUGUUGGGCCCAUACCUAAUGGAAAGCAAUUUGAUACAUUUGAAAAUGAUUCAUAUAGUGGAAAUACAGGAUUGUGUGGAUUGCCACUUUCUAAAACAUGUGGUGCACAUCAAUCACCACCAUCGUCAUUCAGACAAGAGGGUGAUUUGGAGCACAGGAAUGGUUUUGAUUGGAAGGUAGUGUUGAUGGGGUAUGCAUCUGGGGUGGUAAUUGGAAUAUCUGUGGGAUAUCUUGUACUCUCUAAUGGAAAACCAAAUUGGCUUGUGAAAGUGGUAGGAAGAAAGCAAUAUCGUAGAACUAUGGAAAUCACACAACGAUGUACUUGA